UGUGGAAUGUUUAAGCGGUACCCAAAUUCAGAAUCACACUCUCCAAGUACCUCUCACUUCCCACUCAUUUAGCCAAUUUGUCUGUCUUCUCCUUCAUUUUCCAUUUUUAAAAUCUCCCAAGCUUUUUUCUGUUACAUUACAUCUCCUCUGCCUAUUUUCUCUCUCUGUUCUUGCUAGAUUCCUAAGCUUUGAUUCUGAUUCCCAUUAUAAUUUGGGAUCAAAUUUUUCUGGAUUUAGAGAGAAGCAAUGGAGUCAAGUGUAGCAGCUGUCAUGAACCCUAAUAGUGCCCAUUUAUCAGAAGCUGGAAUGAAACGGUUUUUCGGAGAAAGAAUCAGUCAAAAUCUAAGGAAUAGAGAUCUGAAAGCUAUGUUUUCCAGGAAUUUAAGAACUGAUAACAGGGGUAAAAGGGUCAUUAAACCUGGUGUUGCUCUCUCUGUUCUUACCUCUGAUUUUAAUCAAAGUGUCAAAGAAUUGAAGUUUGAGCCAGCUUUUUUUGAAAGUCCAAAAGCAGACCCGAAAGAUGUAGCUGCAAUUAUACUAGGUGGUGGUGCUGGGACUCGCCUCUUCCCUCUUACUGGCAGGAGAGCUAAGCCGGCGGUGCCAAUUGGAGGGUGUUACAGGCUCAUUGAUGUUCCUAUGAGCAACUGCAUCAAUAGUGGCAUUCGAAAGAUUUUCAUCCUUACCCAGUUCAAUUCAUUCUCGCUUAAUCGUCAUCUUGCUCGGACUUACAAUUUUGGGGAUGGUGUGAAUUUUGGUGAUGGUUUUGUGGAGGUUUUUGCUGCCACUCAAACCCCCGGAGAGGAAGGAAAGAGAUGGUUUCAAGGCACGGCUGAUGCAGUGAGACAAUUAGGAUUAUUUGAGGAUUCUAAGUCCAAAAAUAUCGAGCACAUCAUUAUUUUAUCUGGUGAUCAUCUUUAUCGAAUGGAUUACAUGAGUUUUGUGCAGAAACACAUCGACACCAAUGCUGAUAUUACAGUUUCAUGUUUACCCAUGGAUGACAGUCGUGCAUCAGAUUUCGGGUUGAUGAAAAUUGACCGCACUGGACAGAUUAUCCAAUUUGCAGAAAAACCCAAAGGGCCUGAUCUAAAGGCGAUGCAAGUAGAUACCAGUAUUCUCGGUCUAUCGGAGCUUGAAGCCAUGUCAAACCCAUAUAUCGCAUCAAUGGGUGUGUAUGUGUUUCGAACGGAUGUUCUUAUGGAGCUUCUAAAUAGGAAAUACCCUUCAAGCAAUGAUUUUGGUUCUGAAAUUAUUCCCUCUGCAGUAGGCGAGUACAAUGUUCAGGCUUAUUUAUUUAACGACUAUUGGGAGGAUAUUGGAACAAUAAAAUCUUUCUUUGAUGCCAAUUUGGCUCUUACUGAACAGCCUCCUAAGUUUCAAUUCUACGACCCAAAGACACCUUUCUAUACCUCUGCUAGAUUUCUGCCUCCUACCAAAGUUGAGAAGUCCAAGAUUGUUGAUUCCAUAAUCUCCCAUGGGUGUUUUCUACGGGAGUGUAGCGUACAGCAUUCCAUUGUUGGGAUUCGAUCAAGAUUAGAAUCUGGCAUUGAGUUUAAGGACACCAUGAUGAUUGGUGCAGAUUACUACCAAACUGAAUCAGAAAUUGCUUCUUUACUCGCUGAAGGAAAAGUUCCUAUUGGUGUUGGACAGAACACCAAAAUUAGAAACUGCAUAAUUGACAAGAAUGCAAAGAUUGGAAAAGAUGUGGUGAUCGCAAACACAGAUGGUGUUGAAGAAGCAGAUAGACCAAACGAAGGCUUCUAUAUCAGGUCAGGCAUCACCGUCAUCUUGAAGAAUGCAACUAUUAGGGAUGGUUUGGUGAUUUAGAUUUAGUUUCGUUAACUUUAUGGAAAGAAAUAAAUUUUGCAGGCUUUACUUUCCAUGUAACAUAAACCACGAGUUUACCUCAUGUGUAUAUAAACUUAGAUAAUCAUGGUAUAAGAGGCUAAUAUAAUCCCGAUAUUGCAGUUAAGGGUUU
Chenopodium quinoa (quinoa) is the source of this 1975-nucleotide messenger RNA. Its product is annotated as glucose-1-phosphate adenylyltransferase large subunit, chloroplastic/amyloplastic. Gene Ontology annotation, biological process: glycogen biosynthetic process. NCBI's taxonomy places the organism in Eukaryota, Viridiplantae, Streptophyta, Magnoliopsida, Caryophyllales, Amaranthaceae. Gene Ontology annotation, molecular function: glucose-1-phosphate adenylyltransferase activity. The coding region runs from base 247 to 1824 and encodes 525 amino acids. The transcript has 15 exons. The record is from RefSeq and is a predicted model, not a curated record.